UCCAGGUAUAUAUGAGGAAAAUUUCAAGGGCGACACCAACAAGGUGCUUAACUGGAGGAAAGCUUUAAAAGAAGCAGCCGAUUUGUCUGGCCAUGAUCUGCAUGGCGCUACUUACAAUGGAAACGAGUCUAUAUGCAUUCAACAUAUUGUGAAAGAUAUAUCUAAUAAGUUGAGCCGAAAGUCAAUGAUCAGUGGCACUCUUGUGGGAGCAGAAUCACAAAUUCAAGCUGUACUUUCACUGUUGAUGAUGGAGUGUGAAGAUGUUCGAUUUAUUGGGAUUUCAGGGAUGGGUGGUAUUGGAAAGACCACCAUUGCAAGGGAUAUUUUUGAUAGUAUUUCUCAUCAAUUUGAAGGUGCUUGUUUUGUUGUAAACGUUAAAGAAAAUCAAGCUAAGCUGGGAUUGUUGUCUCUACAAAAGACUCUGGUUUCUGAGGUGUUGACAGUUGAAUCUGUGAAUAUAGCUGAUGAAUAUGGUGGAAUUGAUAUGAUCAGAAAAAGGCUUGGUUCUAAGAAGGUUUUUAGUAGUUCUUGAUGAUGUUGAUCACCAAGACCAGUUGGAUGGGUUAGCUGGACACCGUAAUUGGUUUGGUAGAGGCAGUAGAAUUAUUAUAACAGCAAGGGAUAAACAUUUGUUUCGGGACUAUGAUGGAACUUAUAGUGUCGGCUUACUAGCUGAUGCUGAAGCGAUUCAGCUGUUUAGUUGGCAUGCUUUUUGAAAUACAUCUCCUAACAGUGAUUUUAAGCAGCUCUCUCAAUGGGUGGCACAGUACGCCGUGGCCUUCCCCUGGCGCUUAAAGUCAUAGGUUCCUUCCUGUGUGGACGGAGCAUGAAGCAGUGGAGAGAUGCACUAGAUACACUGAAAGGUAUUCCGGUAGAUGAAAUUAUUUCAAAGCUUAAGAUAAGUUGUGAUGGACUGGAGGAUGCACAUAAGCAAGUUUUUCUAGACUUAGCAUGUUCCCUUAUACCAGGUCCUGCUUAUAUUAGAAAACUGUACCCUGAAAUAAUAAUAGCUGUCCUGAUUGAGAAGUCCCUCCUUUUUGAGUCAUCAUUUGAAAGGAUUGCGAUGCAUGAUUUGAUUCGAGAAAUGGGACAACGCGUUGCACUGCAACAAUACCCGAGGAAAAGGAUAUGGCUUCAUGAAGAUAUUGCUGAUGUUUUAACAGAAAAUACGGGUGUAGAAGCAGUAGAAGGCAUAUUAAUUCCAUUGAAGUCUGAUGCAGAGGAAGAUACUGUACACCUGAGCAAUGAAGUCUUUAGACAUAUGAAGCGACUAAGAGUAUUCAUUAAACCAUAUCACAUGAACUUUAUGCAUUUGUGUGCUCAUGAGCCUAUAAAUUUCCUUCCUAACAGCUUAUGCUGGUUUGAUUGGUCAUAUUAUCCUUCAGCAUCGUUGCCAAAAGAUUUUAAACCACCAAAACUGGUGGGCCUUAUUAUGCGUUGCAGUUAUGUGGUUAACCUUUGGAAGGGGUCGAAGGUAUGAUUUGACUCAUUUAAC
Messenger RNA from Solanum tuberosum (potato), 1495 nucleotides. RefSeq names its product TMV resistance protein N-like. The transcript is spliced from 3 exons. Gene Ontology annotation, biological process: defense response. The record is from RefSeq and is a predicted model, not a curated record. The coding region runs from base 755 to 1480 and encodes 241 amino acids. Lineage: Eukaryota; Viridiplantae; Streptophyta; Magnoliopsida; Solanales; Solanaceae.